UUAUUUUGAAACUUGUAUUGGGAAAUUUUGGGUUAAGAUGGCUGCAUAUAAAGGAGGCUAUGCGAUAGACGAGCUCCAAUCCAGUGGGAUCAUCGAUUGAACAACAUGAAGACCUUCCUUGUUGCUCUUCUCGUCUUUGUGCUAGUCAGCCAGGGCGAGGCCCUCAAGUGUUAUUGCGGAGGACGCAACAAUUGCCCAGGAAAUGAGGAGAUCUGCACCACUUCCCAUCAUUUGUGUGCCAGUGUCGUCUAUAAUGAUGGCACCUCUCCAGACUACAUGAAAGGCUGCGCUUCUUACCCUGAAUGCAACUUCAUCAAGGACGAGCCCUCCGUCGCCUCAAUUUACUGCUGCGGCACCGACCUGUGCAACACCUAAACUUGUUGUUUAGGAAGAGCAGUCGCUACUUAUCUUCAUGCAUGGAGAAUUAAAACCUGGCUUAGCUAUCAA
This is a messenger RNA of Syngnathus typhle (broad-nosed pipefish), 447 nucleotides long. RefSeq names its product bone morphogenetic protein receptor type-1A-like. The record is from RefSeq and is a predicted model, not a curated record. NCBI's taxonomy places the organism in Eukaryota, Metazoa, Chordata, Actinopteri, Syngnathiformes, Syngnathidae. The coding region runs from base 106 to 375 and encodes 89 amino acids. The transcript is spliced from 3 exons.